Drepanopeziza brunnea f. sp. 'multigermtubi' MB_m1 is the source of this 3798-nucleotide messenger RNA. The record is from RefSeq and is a predicted model, not a curated record. NCBI's taxonomy places the organism in Eukaryota, Fungi, Ascomycota, Leotiomycetes, Helotiales, Drepanopezizaceae.
AUGAAGUCUUUCAAAACCAGGUUCAGGGAUACGAGACCAAACAUUCCAAAGGUUCGCGGCAUUGAUGCUAGCGGUUCAGCAGACCUCGAUAUACCCUCCGAAGACUCUGAUGAGCAGCCAGACUUUGGUGAUGACUCUCAACCUCGCAAACGACGACGCGAUUUUGAGAUAAAUGCCGGAGAUGAAGACUACGAGGUUGGGCAAGCUCUCGAAGAUGAUGAAAUUCUAGAGGAUAACGGCAUAAAAGAUUUUGGUGACGCAGACGACUUGCCUAUACAUCAAUUAGCGCGAUAUGUGAUAGAAGGAGACCAUAACCUGGAUACUGAGCUCCCUCUUGAUAUUGAUCUCCAACAGAUCCAGUUCGAAGAUCAGUACCAAGACCCCGAGCCUGAAGAGCCUGCUGAAGAUGUUAUCGAGUCCGUCCAGUUCAAUUGGCAAGAAGUUGACGAUAAUACCGCAGAAGCAUCUGAUGCACGCUCUUUAACCCUCGAGCCUCCUCAAACCCCACGUCGUAAUGAAUUCGAAUUGCCAGCCUUAGACCCGAGCGAUACGUCUGAGCUGAUUGAGCACCGUCAUUAUUUUGACGAGAAUAUAUCAGAGCUAAAGAUGGGCUUCGGUAUAUUUGUGAUGAAUUCUGGAAUGUCUAGCACGGAAUACUCAGCGUUGCAUCAAUUGUUAAGCACAUCUACCGAUCCGGUAUUCAGAAACCUUCCUGCCUCUAUCAGCACACUCAAAAGGCAUAUUGAAAAGGCACUUCCACUCCUUCAGAUACGCAAGAAGGAAAUUCCACUUGUCUCCGAGAAGCUUGCUACAGAGACUGCUACUCGCAAAGCAGAAGGACAGGCCGACGAUAAUCCAAAAGAAGACCUUCAUUUCCUAGACCCAGUCGACUUGUAUGCUAGGUUUAUAGCUUCAGAUAUUAGCAAGUCUCUCCACACCGGGUUGGCAGAGUUUGUUGAUAACCCUGUGGAGCUAUGGCAAUCUCGCUGCUGGGCUUCUUCUGUUCGAUCAUCUUCAGGAGAGUAUGCUCACUUUCCGGAUGGUAACCAAGAGGCUGUCUUUCCUUCAGACUUUGUUGCUUACGUCUGCAACGAUUCGAGCUGCACCGUAUGCAUUACUGGAGACGGUACUGGGCACCACAAAGGCAGAGUUCAAGCAGUCGGUCGUGAUAUGACCUCGGAAGCCGUGACUGCUGGCACCGACGGUCUCAUCACUUUGGAGAUCCGAGAAGUUUUUGACGCUAAUGAUUUGUUGAACAUCGGAGUUGUCUUAGAUCCGGUAAUGAAACCUAACGAGCUCGUACAAAUCUUCUCAGACGACCAUCACGUUUACGUUACUGAGUCGCAAAUUCUGGGAUCUGGUCCAGUACCCGUAGAAUUGGAUUAUGUCUUCGGCGAAAACGACCCACAGAAAAUCUACUUCUUGGAUACAGAAAGAGGCAAUAAUCCUAGGCAGGUCUUCAUGCGUAGAAUGAUUGAGCUAAAGCAUAACAAAGUGGUUGAGCAGACCCCUCUCUGCUAUACUGAUCCUCUUCGUGCCGAGCUAGAGUUGUUUGAGUUUGGCAGAGGAACUUUUGUCAACGAUUGGGACAUAGCGAAAGGGAACGUCUGUGCUUCUAUGCCAGUCCAAACUUUUAUCGAUGGCUUUGGACUUUACAGAAAUUCCUACCGCUCUAUUAUGGGCUUCUAUCAAAUUCCGGCUGGCUUGAAUUCUAAGGACCGUACUCGGCGGGCGAAUGUCUUGCCUAUUACUUUAGGUCCCCACGGAAGCAACUUUGACGAUGUUGUAGGAGCUUUGACACGACUGAAGCAGCUUGACGAAGGCGUAAUGCUCGAUAUCAACGGAGUAUAUACUCGGAUGUGCGUCUUUACUUUGUGCUACCUUGGAGAUAUGCCACAACAACAAGCAAACUCUGGCAUGAACUCACAAAGAGCAACUCGUGGAUGUCGUUUCUGCUUUAUCGAUGAAGAAAAGCGUGGCGAUCUUGCUUACGACAUCAAGGCCUUGGGCAGAUAUCAUCACCAAGUCGUGUCGAUGAGAAAGGAAUUGAUGUCUCGGAAGACACAGACUCAAAGAAAUGCGUACGGCAAGAUCUGGGGUAUGCAAACAAACGAUUCUCCGCUGACGGCUAUCUCCCCGGCAUUGGACAUUGUCCUUACUCGUCCUGGUGACCCUGCUCACUCCGAGUAUAACGGAUUAGGGAGAUUGAUGCACGAGAUGCUAAUUGGGGGAAUUUUGACUGUUCAAGGAGCUAAAGAAUACGGUCGUACUCUUCGCCGAUUUCCAUUUCCUAAAGGGUGGGCCCGUCUCCAGUCUCCUCUUCAUCAUUUGAAGUCGUAUAGCCUUUCGGACCACGCUCGUUGGAGUAUCAUUAUCCCUGGCUUGCUUCGAGGCUGGUUGACGGAGAAACAUAUCCAGCCAUUCUUCUUGAACGCCGCCAGAAUCCAUACUCAGGACACUGUUUCUUAUAUCGUGUCUUGCUAUGCUGCUGCCGCUAAAAGCACAAGUUUAUUGGUUUCGGAUCGGAUCGAAGAUCUAGAUGAUCGUGAAAAUCUUCAUGCGAUUAUCCUUCGAGCUCGCCAAUGCUUCCAACAGCUGUGCACAGAUGCUGCUGGUGGAGUACAAGAAAACCCAAGGAGAGGUUCUGUCGCUGAUAGAAGAAGUCGAUCCCAAACACCAUCCUCGGUUAUUCCUCCUCCCGUUGCUAAUACUCAGAGCUCCUCGGCGACUCCUGAUACUGAGACUCCUGGCUUGAUGGGCCCACCAGCCGCUAUCCAACCAGCUAUGGAUAAGAAGUUGACACUUCAGUACCGUUCAGAUGCGAAGCGUCCAAAUAUCCAUACAGCUCUCCAUUACACGAGGAUGAUGUGGGAGUAUGGCCUUCCAGGCAAUGUCGCAACCUUGAUCGGCGAAGAUAAGCACCGAUUGUUUAAGGCUUUGGUAUAUAGUACCAAUCAUAUCAAUGUCGAGAAGGCCUUGUUGAAGAAAGAGGCUUGGAAGUUGACCCUACGCUUGAUUAUUAUGAACGCUUAUCAAGUGACUGAUCCGGGGUUGACUCAAAUGAUCCAAAGUCUUUAUCGGUCAUGUCCAUUGUUAUUCGCAAGCUUCAUGCCACGCUCUGAAAUCGAAGACAUCCUGGCAGCUGAAAUUGUUGACGAGGCUGAUGACGAUGAGCCAACAGUUGAGCUCCAGGCUGAUAGCUCUCACCUUCGGCCCUCCGCGAUCGGUUGCUUGCCACCUAGAUACGUCCGAGACACUCUUGGCUUCCCUUUGCGGCCUAGAGAGAUGGACGCUGUUUUUAAGACGGCUUUCACACGUGCUUACAACGAAUAUUACAGCAGCCCUGAAGUCUUGCAUUACGGGAAAGUUAGUUUGCAAUGGGUCAAGAAGAUCAGCUUCACUGAUAAGGCCUCGCAACGUCGUAUCGUAUUCGCAGCUGGUGACUUUAUCGAGUAUACGAAUCCGACCACAAGGGCCAAUCAAUUUGCGCGUAUAGAGGGUCUAUUUGUUCACCAACUCUUUAGUACCAGAUCAAUCUUUUUACGAAUUCGCCCCGUCACGGUGUCACCUGAGCGGGAUAUCCUGCUCGACCUCCCUCAGCUGACCUUGAGGGAUUCUUACGAUCUUAUUGGCCUUCCUGGCGUUGGGGCACGCAAGAUAUCAGUUCUGAAUGAUUUGGAAAGGGCAGAACUGCCGCUCGUCGAUGGCAGAGGUGGAGGUGGAGGUGGAGGUGGAGGUGGAGGUGGAGGUGGAGGUGGAGGUGGAGGUAGAGGUGGAGGUGGAGGUGGUAGUAAAUAG